CAAGUUAAGAUGGUUGAACUUGUAAGAGGUUGCGUGAAAGUAAUAUAAAGACUUAGGACCCUCGCAAGAAUGCAAAAAAUCCGGAUUCGACUCCCGGCCGAGAUAAACAGUUUAUUUCCUCAAAAACUUUGCAACAACGUAAACGUACAUACUGACGAUAGGCCCCACAAAUGCGGAGAAUGUGAUAAAGCGUUUAAAAAUAAACGGAAUUUGCGCGAACAUGAGAAAGUCCAUAAAGGUGAAAAACCUUAUAAAUGCGAGCUUUGCGCAAAAGUAUUUAAUUGCAAAUCAUCUCUAAGAAGGCAUAUAGAGGUCAUGCAUUGUAUUGAUACAAAUUAUAAGUGUACCAUAUGUGAGAAAGUUUUCAAAACUCAGAACUAUUUGAGUUAUCAUGUAAACACAAUUCAUUCCCAAAAGCAGUAUAAAUGUGACCAAUGUCAAUUUACAUCUGCUUAUCAUUGCUACUUAAAACGGCACAUAAAAAUACAUAAAGGCGAGAAACCAUAUGCCUGCGAGAUUUGCGGCAAAGCUUUCCUUAGAAAAUAUGACAGAAACAAUCACAGGUUUAUACAUUGAGAUAAAAAGCCGUAUGAGUGUUCGAUGUGUGACAAGGUUGAAUUUUUAAGUUUGACUGUACGUGAUGAUUAUAUUUUUGUAUGUAUGCUUAUUACUCACAUAUAAUGUGAUACAUUUAUAUGUAUGUACAAUAGUACAUACAUAUUAUGUAUAUACUAUUGUAAGCUAGGAAACAUGAAUUAUAUUAAAGCAAUUGAUAUUAU
This is a messenger RNA of Trachymyrmex cornetzi, 779 nucleotides long. RefSeq names its product zinc finger protein 880. Gene Ontology annotation, cellular component: nucleus. The transcript is spliced from 5 exons. Gene Ontology annotation, molecular function: DNA-binding transcription factor activity, RNA polymerase II-specific. The record is from RefSeq and is a predicted model, not a curated record. Gene Ontology annotation, biological process: regulation of transcription by RNA polymerase II. The coding region runs from base 70 to 576 and encodes 168 amino acids. NCBI's taxonomy places the organism in Eukaryota, Metazoa, Arthropoda, Insecta, Hymenoptera, Formicidae.